Molecule: messenger RNA, 2244 nt
Organism: Talaromyces marneffei
Lineage: Eukaryota; Fungi; Ascomycota; Eurotiomycetes; Eurotiales; Trichocomaceae
Exons: 1
Coding region: 1-2244 (747 amino acids)
Biological process (GO): DNA-templated transcription
Molecular function (GO): zinc ion binding; DNA binding
Source: RefSeq, a predicted model, not a curated record
AUGCCCCUUGAUCUUUCAAAUUAUUCCGCGUUAGACUUGCCUAUGGCGCCGGAGCUGUUUGAUCCCGUAGAGGAUUUGGGUUUAAAUUGGCUUCCAAUCGAUAUGUCGAAAGAUAUGACAUCGAAUGAGGUACUGCUGAUGGAUCCAAACACUGCAUACAGCGCAAUGAACGAAUGGUGGCUAGAAGGAUUGGACGCCAAAAGUGAUUGGACGCAUCCUACGUCAAGCAUAGGCCAGAUACCUCUGCUUAAUAUUGCAGAACGGCCUGCUGCAAUUCCAUACGCCAAUCCACAAAGCCCUCAUUCACUUAGCAAUUCGUCGCAAGAUAUAUCUCCGUCCUCUUCAGCGAGCGAUGAAGCAUUAAAUUGUGGCCAAUACUACGUUGACGGCGUGGGAGCUCGUUUGACGAAGCAAAAGCGAAAAAUGAACGCCCAUUCUGACCAGAUAGAAGACUCGAUUUCAUCUUUGAUAUCCGCAAGACGCUCACGCUUGGUAUUUCCAAACGUACAUGAAAGUCUAAUCCAGGAGAUAUACCAAAAGAUGUCUUCCACAAAGCAGAUACCGACCAAUACAUACGAUAGUAUUCUCGACGUGUUCGACAAAUUAUGUUGCUCUGAAACUCUGUUCACAGCCUUUGAGACUACUGUCUUCCCAGGAGCGGAUUUAUUAGCAUAUUUCGUCUCAAACUACUUGGAUGAAUUUCAGCCUGUCUAUCCAAUCUUUCAUAUACCGACAUUUGAUCUGGAGCAGAGCCAUUGGAUUCUAACGCUUACCAUGGCAGCAAUUGGGUCAAGUCUUAUCAGCACACCAGAGACCACGGAUUAUGCAUACCCCCUUCAAGAAUUUGCACGAAGGGCCAUCCUUAUCGAAAAGGAAAAAUAUUAUUUGGGCGCAAAACCCAUGUGGCUCAUUCAGGCGAUGCUUUUGAACUGCAUUGGUCUUUAUCACAGCUUCGAUAACCAGGCCAAGGAUUAUGCUCUCGGUUCUUUGAAUGAUCUGGUACGGUUUGCUCAUCAUGAGAGACUCCUUUCAAGCGGACAAUUAAACAACACAAUUGGCAUACCAUGGAGAGACUGGAUCGACAUGGAAAUAAAACGCAGAACUGGGUACCUCAUCUGGCUUGUUGACAGCACUUUGGCUUAUACUGCCACCAGUUUUCGGCCACUCUUUAGUCUUCAGGAUGCGCAGUCGCCCCUUCCUUCACACGAGAACUUAUGGGAUGCAACAUCUGAGGACGACUGGAAAAUCCUAUACCAUGGUGAUAAUGUAUCUCUUCAUUCAGCUAUUGAGGUUCUAUUUAUCGAAAAGAGAUCUAUUCCAAACAUUUGCGAAUUCAGUCAUACUCUACUCCUUCACGCCCUAUAUCAGAGACUGUGGGAAGUGAGUGAUUAUUUCCAGAGUCCGCUUACAUGUUGGAACCCCAGCGCAGCAAGACAGCCGCGAGAAGCAGCGAUUCCGUCGACUCCCGUGUGGCUACCGGGUGUUGCGAUGUAUUCCAAGUGGCGGAAUAGCGCCUGCGACUGCCUGGAUACACUUCACUGGCACGCCAACGGAACCAUUGCAAAGGCAGCAGGCUUUGAGCACCCCACCGUACUACAUUUACACGUGGCACGUGUUGUUCUUCUCGUUCCGUUUCGAGAGAUCCGAAACCUGGCUACAUCAUUAGCGAAUACAACGAUCCCGUGGGACAACAGACUCGAGCGUAACUCUGACUGGCAACACGCUUGGCGAUGGGUGAAGCAUGACCAGUACAAAGCUCGGCUAUCAAUGAUCCACGCGGGUUCGGUAUUUUGGCAUGUUCGCCGAUAUUCAACAAAUGCAUUUCAUGAGCCAGUCUCUGUAUUCCUAGCAACCCUAGCUCUAUGGGCCUACGGUAUCUGCAGUUACAACCCAUGUUCACGACUAUUGCAAAUUCCGACGGUUAUUAGGCAAGGGGGCCAGCAGCAACAACAAGACCAAGCUGAGUACGGCGCAACCCCAACAUUCGUCCACCUCGACCGACCCUGCGACGACGAAAUUGUGCAACUCUUUGUCCGCGAAGGUCAGACAAUGAGGGGCAAUGUGACCGGUGUAGGCGAUAUAUGUAGUCCUCAGGGACCCUCCAGGGUCCUCAAGGAAGGUAUCCGGAUAUUGUCGAGUUUGGCUUCUACAUGGGGGGUUACGCAUGAGUAUAUUGAUAUUCUGUCGAGACUGAGGGAUCGUACGUCGUUGCCCAUGACGGCUUUGACGACUGUGAUGGGCUAG